Girardinichthys multiradiatus is the source of this 1125-nucleotide messenger RNA. Its product is annotated as Fc receptor-like protein 5. The record is from RefSeq and is a predicted model, not a curated record. The transcript is spliced from 4 exons. Gene Ontology annotation, biological process: cell surface receptor signaling pathway. Gene Ontology annotation, molecular function: transmembrane signaling receptor activity. Lineage: Eukaryota; Metazoa; Chordata; Actinopteri; Cyprinodontiformes; Goodeidae. The coding region runs from base 172 to 675 and encodes 167 amino acids.
ACUGUGAGUCCGAGCAGAUCUCAACAUUUCAUAGAAGACUCACUGACUCUGAGCUGCGAGGAGGACGGCGGUUCUGCAACAUGGAUUGUGUGGAGAAACACAACUGCAGGGGGGGUUUCCCAGUGUGGAAUCAAAUGGGGAAGACAAAAGGGCUCCACAUGUAAAAACAGUAUGGUACUCCGUUCGGACAGUGGGGUUUACUGGUGUGAGUCCAGCGAGGGGGCAGCCAGUGACAGCAUCCAGCUCAAUGUCACUAGUGGAUCGGUGAUCCUGCAGAGUCCUGUCCAUCCUCUGAUGGAGGGAGAUAAUGUCACUCUGAGCUGUCUGACAAAGACCUCUUUCUUCAACGGCCCUGCUACUUUCUAUAAAGAUGGCUCCGUCAUCAGUAUUGUGCCAACAGGUCAGAUGACCCUCCACCAUGUUUCCAGGUCAGAUGGAGGCCUCUAUAACUGUAACAUGAGGGGUCAUAACUCUUCAGCCAGCUGGCUUUACGUCACAGGUAAACCUACACCCACACCCCUGUCUACCUCAGUAGCUUCUUCAAGCAUCGUGAUCCUCCACCCCGUCUCAUCAUCACUUCAGAUCAUGCUGCUUUGUCACCUUGUGGUCUUCUGUCCAUAUGUCAUCUCCACUCUGCUCGUUGUGUCUGUAUAUCGACUUAAACACAGGAAGUGACCCACCUGUCUCCAUGGUGAUGACUCCAUCCAUUCAGAUCCCGCAGGGAUUGGAUGACGAUUCUAAAAAAUGUCCUCACAAAGCAUCAGUCUCUGGUCUACUUCUUCAUGGAGUUCUAUGAAAAUUAUCCCAAAACCUUUACCGCUAAAACCCUGAAGUUACUGAGAACUGUUGUAAAUCUUUGAGGAGCAUAAGAUUGAAUUUAUGCUAGACUGAAAGGCAAAGAAUAGAAAUAUCCUUUAUUGUUUUUCAGUGGAGAACAUUAAGGUGUACCAGCAGCAAAGUGACCUGUAUAUGGAAGCAUGCAGAUUCACAUCUGGUAGAAAUAUAAAAUUAAACUAAGAUAUAAGUUUGUACAGUAAAGACAAAUUUACAACAUAAGAAAUAUUGCACAGUUACUAAAAAAUAUUUUCUAAAUACUCAGAUUUGAAGAAAGUAGAAACAUUUGAA